Messenger RNA from Lepus europaeus (European hare), 1185 nucleotides. RefSeq names its product DND microRNA-mediated repression inhibitor 1 (gene DND1). Gene Ontology annotation, biological process: germ cell development; mRNA stabilization; negative regulation of miRNA-mediated gene silencing. The coding region runs from base 1 to 1062 and encodes 353 amino acids. The transcript is spliced from 4 exons. The record is from RefSeq and is a predicted model, not a curated record. Gene Ontology annotation, molecular function: mRNA binding. Gene Ontology annotation, cellular component: cytoplasm; nucleus. NCBI's taxonomy places the organism in Eukaryota, Metazoa, Chordata, Mammalia, Lagomorpha, Leporidae.
AUGCAGUCCAAGCGCGAGUGCGAGCAAUGGUGUGAGAGGGUGAAUCCAGAGAACAAGGCGGCCCUGGAGGCGUGGGUCAGGGAGACGGGCAUCCGGCUGGUGCAGGUGAACGGGCAGAGGAAGUAUGGCGGGCCACCCCCAGGCUGGGUGGGCAGCCCGCCGCCGGCCGGGUCCGAGGUGUUUAUAGGGCGGCUGCCCCAGGACGUGUACGAGCACCAGCUGAUCCCACUGUUCCAGCGCGUGGGCCGCCUCUACGAAUUCCGCCUAAUGAUGACCUUCAGCGGCCUGAACCGCGGGUUCGCCUACGCCCGCUACAGCUCCCGGCGCGGCGCGCAGGCCGCCAUUGCCACGCUGCACAACCACCCGCUGCGGCCCUCCUGCCCGCUGCUCGUGUGCCGCAGCACGGAGAAGUGCGAGCUGAGCGUGGACGGCUUGCCGCCGGGUCUGAGCCACCACGCGCUGCUGCUCGCGCUGCAGCCGCUGGGCCCCGGCCUGCAAGAGGCGCUGCUGCUGCCCAGCCCCGGGCCGGCGCUCACGCAGAUCGCGCUGCUCAAGUUCAGCUCGCACCGCGCUGCUGCUAUGGCCAAAAAGGCCCUGGUGGAAGGGCAGUCCCGCCUCUGCGGAGAGCAGGUGGCUGUGGAGUGGCUCAAGCCAGACCUGAGGCAGCGACUGCGCCAGCAGCUUGUGGGUCCCUCACUACGGUACCUUCAGCCUGAGGGCAACCGAUUGGCCCUGGCCAGGGACAAGCUAGGGUCCCAAGGAGCUCGGGCUGCCCUGCAGCUGCUGUGCCAACGAAUGAAACUGGGCAGCCCAGUAUUCCUCACCAAGUGUUUGGGCACGGGCCCUGCUGGCUGGCACCGCUUCUGGUACCAGGUGGUGAUCCCUGGGCAUCCAGUGCCCUUCAGUGGCCUCAUCUGGGUUGUGCUAGCCACAGAUGGGCAGGAUGGGCAUGAGAUAGCCAAGGAUGCCGUGUCUGCACGGCUGCUAGAGGCCCUGGGUGAGUCUGGGGCCAGCCUCUUGUGGUCUGCUGGGGCUGAGGCAGGUACCAUAGUUAAGCAGUGACCCCUGUCCUCUCAACAGAGGCAACCUACAACGGUUGGCAGAGCCUGUGUCGGUCCCCAGCCCAGCAGGCCUGGGCAGCCGACCAGCUGAUUAAAAAGGGGGAAGGCGCCUCGGCCUGAUAGC